AUGAGCAAUCUUACUUCCAUGUCAACGUUUCUUCUGUGGGAAUUCUCUGAUGUACGAGAACUACAGAUCUUACAUUUCUUUCUGUUCCUAGGAUUGUACUUGACUACCAUGGCUGGGAAUCUUCUCAUUACUGCUACAAUAGUGCUAAACCAUCACCUCCAUACACCAAUGUACUUUUUCCUAACUAAUUUGGCAAUGAUGGACAUGGGCUCUGCUUCUGUCAUGAUGCCCAAAUCAUUAGUAAAUUCCAUCAUGAACAGCAGGUCUAUUUCUUACUCUGGGUGUGUGGCCCAGGUUUUCUUCUAUAUGUUCUUUGUAGCAGCAGAUUUUGCCAUUCUAACAGUAAUGGCACAUGAUCGCUAUGUCGCCAUCUGCAACCCAUUACACUAUGAAACAAUUAUGCACAAAGGAGCUUGUAUUAAGAUGACCAUCAUUGUGUUGAUUGCUAGUCUUCUUUAUGGCAUGUUACAUGCUUGUAGCACAUUUGCAAUCACCUUCUGUUCAAAUGAUGUCCAUCAGUUCUUCUGUGAAAUUCCAACAUUACUGAAGCUCUCCUGCUCUAAUAUCUACCUUGUCGAAGUAGGGGUUAUUGUGUUAGGGUGUUGCGUAGGACUAGGAUGCUUCAUGUUCAUUAUCAUAACAUACAUGCAGCUAUUUGCUACAGUGCGCAGAAUUCCUUCAGUACAUGGUCAGAAAAAAGCCCUCUCCACUUGCAUUCCCCACCUUACUGUUGUCUCUUUGUUUAUGGGCACUGCACUCUUUGCCUAUGCAAGGCCUCCCACUAAUGCUUCUUCUGAUCUGGAUGUAGCUUUUGCUGUGAUCUAUACCAUAAUUCCUCCUAUGUUGAAUCCAUUCAUCUACAGCAUGAGAAACAAAGAAAUCAAAACUGCUUUGUGGAAACUCUUAGAUUUUGGGCAUUCCUCUAAAAAUAGAUAA
Molecule: messenger RNA, 936 nt
Organism: Lacerta agilis (Sand lizard)
Lineage: Eukaryota; Metazoa; Chordata; Lepidosauria; Squamata; Lacertidae
Product: olfactory receptor 14I1-like
Exons: 1
Coding region: 1-936 (311 amino acids)
Biological process (GO): G protein-coupled receptor signaling pathway
Cellular component (GO): membrane
Molecular function (GO): odorant binding; G protein-coupled receptor activity; olfactory receptor activity
Source: RefSeq, a predicted model, not a curated record